AUGGACUCCAACAUGUACAAUGGCGUUCGAGCAGAACCUAAAUUUUUGAGAGACCCGACUUCUUUAGAGUCUAUUUCAACCAGUAUCUCUCGAAUAUCGUCUUAUGUCACUUCAAAUCUUCCUAAGCGGAAGUCCAAUGCCAUACCAGUAACAUCUACUAAUAGUAUCUUAUCUAUACCCCAGCAUCAACAUCAAUAUAUACCAAAUGAUGAAGGAUUUCCUACUAUCAAUCAUCAAACUACCAGCAACCAUUCAAAAAUCACAUUUGCCUCCUUUGAAGAAGAGAGAUUGAAAUAUCGAGGAAAAACAAUUCCGUGCCUGGUUCUUGGUUAUGUGGAUGGCUUUCAGAUUUGGAAUAUUGCUGACCCGGAUAAUGUGCAUGAAAUAUGUUCAGUAAGAGAUCCGCAGCUAUUUCUUAAUGUCUCUGCGGUACAUAUCUUGAAACAUCGAUCCUACCCAUCAAAGAUGUUUGAAGAAGAUGAUGGUCAUACAAAGGCCUCUCGAAUCAUCAUUUAUGGGUUAAAAUCACAAUCCAUCAUCAGAGAAAUCACUGACCUGAACAACCACACCAGCACAGCUACGGGCAAUGAGGAGGACACUAGCAAAGAUGAUACAAUCAUAGUCACAUGUAUUCAAAGUAACCACAAGGUCAUUGCACUAGGAUGUUUAUCUAGGUACCGUUCAUUUAUUCAACUCUUUCAUACCAAAGAUUUUACACCGUUUGCGAGUCCAAUCACUGACGUAUAUCAUGACGUUCAGCAAGGGCCCACUUUCACAUUAGGCAGCCGACUUAUUGCUUAUGCAACCAAUGCUGCGGUUUUGAAUUCGGAUCCAGUAAUGUCAACUGCUACGUUGACUACGACUACGGCUAGAGGGGGAAUGGUGAAAGGAGCAGCCAAAGAUAUAGCAAAAGAGGUUGUGAGUGGAAUGAAGACGCUAAGUGAAUAUGGAUUAAAUACUUUGUCAAACUAUUUCAACAAUGGCGGUAAUGGCAGCACGUCUACAGGGAUGAAUUACGUAGAUUCUUUCAAUCACCCGGGAGCGACAGUAGCAAAUGCAGCAAAUGCCACAACAGCAGCUUCCAAAAAAUCUUUACCUUCUGGCAUGGUCAUGAUCCGUGAUAUAUCCAAACUACCAAAGCAGCCCACUCGAAACUUGUCUUUAUCUGUUAUUGCUCAUUUCAGGCCACAUACUCAUCCGGUAUCUUGCUUACGUUUCAAUCCAGCUGGCACGUUGCUCAUUUCCGCUUCCAAGCAAGGCCAUACAUUUCAUGUUUUUUCCAUAUUAACGCCUACUUACUUGACACCCACAGCAGGAAAUGUGACUCAUUUAUAUAGUUUAAACAGAGGCAUUACAGAUGCUCAAGUGGAAGACUGCCAAUUUUCUCUAGAUUCUACUUGGUGCGCUGUAAGUACAGCAAGAGGUACAACACAUGUAUAUGCUAUCAAUCCUUAUGGUGGCAAGCCAGAGAUCAUGGGUCAUAUCUACGGAAAAGUGAAUAAUCCCUUCCAUCCGCCCAUUCAACGUCGUUUGCAUCCGAGCAGUAGCUCGGGUAGUAACAGCCAUGGCAAAACCUUUCCAUCAAAAGUAAAGGCAGUAGGAUUGAGCUCUGCCGUUCGAAUCAAACAAAGAAGGAAAAUGCCGGCAGCAGUAGGCUAUAUACCUGGACAGCCUCCAUCGAUGAUGGCGAUGACAGCAGUGGCGCCGCCAGCGACGAGGAUGGAUCCGUAUCAUCAGAACAAAGAACAUAGAGCCAAACUUAUUUCUUUGUUUGUCACUGGGGCCAACACCCAUCAUGAUAAAUCACUCAAUAACAGUCUGUAUAAACCAGCCCUAUCCCUCUCUUCGAACUCAAACCACCCUCUCGUGGGGUCCAUCAAGCAACAAGCAUCCAAUAUGCUCUCCUCUAUCAAUUCUUACUAUUCCAACACGAACGGUAGCAGCACCAGUAAUAAAAAUGAACUCAUGUUUGGUUUUGAUGAAGAAUAUUACGACGAUCAUCCAAACUUUUAUAAAGAACAAGAGGAAGACUUGGGCUAUCAGGACGUGUAUACAUUCCAUCCUGUAGGCGUACUGACAUUACAUCGUUGCUGGGUCUCCAAGACGGUAAUGAAUAAGAGAGAACACGGCGGUUAUAAAAUGAAUUUAACGGUCAAAGAAGAAGAUAUAGCAGAGUGGAAUGUAGCAAGAGAUGUGAAUUGGGAUACACCUACAAAAACCGCUUUACCAUCGUCACCCAAAGCUAAAAAAAAGUCAAAGGCAGGUCGCAGAAGGAAAAGAAAGGACCUAUGGCUGUCGAACGCUGAAAUCACUACCUAUGCUUCUCAAGAUGAACAGCCUCCCCUAUGGGCACGUCAUCAGUUCAGCUUUCAACCUUUUCAAAAAACAAUGACAGAGGAAGAGUUGACAAGCAUUCUUGCUUCUGGGCUCAUCCCCCCUACAGAGACGAUGCAAUUGCGUAAAGACACUCCUGAACCGGUCUCUAGCCGUUUGGAUCGUAUUCGAAAAACCACUGUCGCCGCCAACAUAGUAGUCGAUGCGCGCCAUCAACAUCCGUCAGAUAACCAAGUGGACAGCGCCAGUGGCGAAAUGAUGGAGGAUGCCUUGGCCGAAUUGCAAGAUAAUUUAUCUAAAGCAAUGCAGACCACUUCUUUCUCUCCGUCACCUAGUAACCUGCUGGAUGCUCAAAAUAACCAUAACAAGCACUCCAACUCAUCGCUAUCGUUUGAAGAUGCCUAUUUAAUACAUAUGGGAAGUGGACCAAGCCCUGAACCAUUACCUUCAUCCACAGCCGCCCAACAGCAACGGAAGUACAGCAAUAGUAUGUCGUCUUUAUCUUCUUCGCUCGUCUACUCACCUAUCCAUGAUGAAGAUAACAUGAACGGACUCGGUCGUAACGAGGUGUUUUCUCCUGCUGGCGAUAACGAAAUUGAUAAUCCUUACGAAUCAAUGUAUGGUGAUUUCAGCAGACCACACGUUCCGCUGAAAGCAACCAUUAUAGUUGAAGAAGAAGAAGACGAAGAAGCAGAAGAAAGCGAAUUGAGCAGUCAGAGAGACAAUGAGUCCAUGGUAUCUUCUUGA
This is a messenger RNA of Mycotypha africana, 3081 nucleotides long. RefSeq lists its product as uncharacterized. The coding region runs from base 1 to 3081 and encodes 1026 amino acids. Gene Ontology annotation, molecular function: protein binding. The transcript is spliced from 11 exons. The record is from RefSeq and is a predicted model, not a curated record. Gene Ontology annotation, cellular component: cytoplasm. Gene Ontology annotation, biological process: response to starvation; autophagy. Lineage: Eukaryota; Fungi; Mucoromycota; Mucoromycetes; Mucorales; Mycotyphaceae.